Messenger RNA from Erythranthe guttata (spotted monkey flower), 1318 nucleotides. RefSeq names its product NDR1/HIN1-like protein 26. The record is from RefSeq and is a predicted model, not a curated record. Gene Ontology annotation, cellular component: plasma membrane. Gene Ontology annotation, biological process: defense response to other organism. Lineage: Eukaryota; Viridiplantae; Streptophyta; Magnoliopsida; Lamiales; Phrymaceae.
GCUAUAUCUUCCUCAUGCACUUCCUUAAUGAGUAAGCAUACCACACCACCUAACCAUACACAAAAAAGGUGGUCAUGAAAUUAUGGGACCCACUGGAUAUCCAGCCGUUGAUUUCAUCCUCACUAUUUCCCCAAAAUGCCCCUCAUCUUGACACCUCGAUUCCUCAAACAAUCACUUAUUCAAGGAAAAAAAAGUGCUUAAAAGUUGCACAUCUCCUCUGUCGUUUUGCUUCCUAAAAAGCAAAAGAAAACACAAUUCAAAUUAAUAACACCCAAAAUCAUAACUUUAGAUUCAACAUUCAGCUUUCCCCCAACUCCACUUCCAUCUUUAUUUAAGUAAUCAAAACUCAAUUUAAUUUCUCUUCAUUCCAAAGAAAAAAGAAAAAAAUGGAUUCUCCAACACACACAACUGAUUCUCCAACAAUCAAACAAAGCAAACUAUCUCCUCUCUACCAGAUUGUAUUACCCAAGAACCACCACCAGAAUCUAACGCCCGAUUCCCUACUGUACAUCAGCAAGUUCAGAUCGAAGGAGAAACCGAUCCUCAGGCAUCCUCGUAAAACCAAGCCCAUAGUAUGGUGCGCCGCCAUCAUAUGCAUGAUAAUCAGCAUCCUCAUAAUCUUCUCCGGCAUAGCAACUCUAAUCGUCUUUCUCGCGGUCCAACCAAGAAAUCCGGCGUUCGACGCCGCAUCGGCCAGCCUCGGUGCCAUCACUUUCAAUCCACCGCAGUCUAUCAACGGCGAUGUAACAAUCGUGGCAAAUAUUUCAAACCCGAACAAGAAAUUGAGCGUGAGAUUCGAGUACCUGUUCGUUGAGCUCUACUUUUCGGAAAAUCUGGCGGCGAGUCAACUUCUUCAGCCCUUCAGCCAGAAGCCUGGAGAAUCUCGUUUGGUGACGAUUCAUUUGCUAUCGAGCUUGAUGUAUCCACCACCGAGUGUUGCUAUGGAACUUCAACAGCAGGAGCAGAGGAACAGGGUCGCCUUUACCGUUAGAGGAACUUUUAAGGUUAAAGUGAAGAUGGGAUCGAUUCGGUAUUCUUAUUGGCUGCAUGGAGAGUGUCAACUGGAAAUGACGAGUCCGCCAAACGGUGUGUUGAUUACUAGAAGUUGCAGAACCAAGAGGUAGAGGGAAGAAAGGUCUUGCCUUUUUAUAUGCUUCAAUUAUUUUUAUAUAUACAUUAGGACUCGAAGAAAAAAAAAACGGAAGUAGUUUUUAGUAUAAACAUCUUUACGGUGAACAUUUGUUUGUAGUGCAUCGAUCGGCUUAAAGGGUUCUUAUUUGUCUCAAAAUUAGGGGAUAUUUACACCUAGCAUUCGAAU